Molecule: messenger RNA, 1294 nt
Organism: Carcharodon carcharias (great white shark)
Lineage: Eukaryota; Metazoa; Chordata; Chondrichthyes; Lamniformes; Lamnidae
Product: serine/arginine-rich splicing factor 5-like
Exons: 8
Coding region: 130-924 (264 amino acids)
Cellular component (GO): ribonucleoprotein complex; nucleus; cytoplasm
Molecular function (GO): mRNA binding
Source: RefSeq, a predicted model, not a curated record
GCCGCGGCCACUCUUGGCCUCGGACAGUAUCUGCCUGGGCUUCAGGAGGUGGCGGCUGUUGGUCACCAGGGAAAAGGUUUGGGAGAGAAAGAGGAAAAGGACAACAGGUUCAAUUACAUCUAAGUUACAAUGAGAUGCCGUGUGUUCAUCGGUCACUUGAGCCCUCAUGCCCGAGAGAAGGACGUUGAGAGGUUUUUCAAGGGUUACGGACGUAUUCGAGAAAUCAACUUAAAAAAUGGUUUUGGUUUUGUGGAAUUUGAAGAUCACAGAGAUGCUGAUGAUGCAGUCUAUGAAUUGAAUGGGAAAGAACUGUGCAAUGAAAGGGUUACUAUUGAAUAUGCUCGAUCACGAUCAAGAGGAGGUUGGCGCAGAGGAAGCAGAAUCCCACCACGCUUCAGUUAUCGCAGACCUUAUAGUGGUGGAGGUGAGGGAAGAGGUGGCCGUCCAGUUCGUACUGAAUACAGAAUUAUUGUGGAAAACUUGUCCUCCAGGGUUAGUUGGCAGGAUUUGAAAGACUUGAUGAGACAGGCUGGAGAGGUUACAUUUGUGGAUGCACACAGAAAGAAAAAUGAGGGGGUGGUUGAAUUUGCCUCAUCAAGCGAUAUGAAAAAUGCUCUCAACAAGCUGGAAGGUGCGGAGAUAAACGGUCGCAAAAUAAGAUUAAUUGAAGAUCGGAAACGCAGGACCAGAAGCAGAUCUCAUUCUAGAAGCUCCUCAAGAUCUCGCAGCAGGUCACCAUCACCUAGGCAUUCAAAGUCAAAAAGUAGGUCCAGAAGCAGGAGUCGCAGUAAGUCCCGUUCUGCCAGCAGAUCACCAGGCAGGAAAGAUCAGCCAACAAAGAAGGCACAUUCAAGAUCAAAAUCUCCUUCCGGAUUGACGAACCAGUCAAGGUCCAGGUCGCGUUCGGUGGAAAGUGCUGAUUAGACAAUGUUUGUGAAAAGCUGUUUUCUUCUGUAAACUGAUAUUUGCCAUGUUUUACUUGAGACAGUUUGUGCGUUUGUGGAUGCUUCUCUUUGUUCAUCUAGAUUUUUGUUGAACUGUAAAAUGUGACUCUUUCUUUAAUACACAAAGUCCAUUAAUGCAAAAUAAAUUUUCUUGUAUUGGAACUGGUUUUAAAGUUCUAUGCUGCUUUGGUAUUGAAUAUAUAAUUGAUUGAUUGAGUAAACUAAUGGAAUGUUUUUUGUGAAAAGCUGUUGGCACAUCUUAGAUUCUCCAGUUCAUAUUAGUUUUUCUGUUCAUUAUAACUGAUAUAUUAUACUUUUGAUUGAAACUAAAUAAAUAUUAUCACACAUUU